CUGGGUUCAAUUUCGUUUCUUAACUUCUUGCCCUUCCUUUUCUUUAAAAAAAAGAAGACCAUGCCGGAUUUCACUCAUGUCUUUCCAGCAGAAACCGUUACCGAUAUUUUCUCAUAUCUGGACCAAAAGGAGUGUAUUGAAUGCAUGGAAGUAUGUCGUCGCUGGUAUGAUUUGAUACCUUCGUUUACCACGCGCGUCUGGCAUCAGCUCAAAGUUUCCUCGUCUUCCGCCGGUUACGACAAUGACGGCAAUGCUAUUUCGUGCUGCUGGCUGCAAAGUAACAUUGCAUUAUUACAAUGUCUUGGUCCGCACGUCAAAGACGUUUCUAUUUGCUUUCAAGAUACACGCAGCGUUUUGGAACGGCUAUAUACACAGAGGUGCGAGAUAAAAUGUCUCGAGAUAAAUAACCACAAGCCUACAUUGAAACGGAACAAACGACCUACCACCAACGAUAGCAUCAGAUUACCAGUUGUUAUUACAUUAUUUGCUCCCACGUUGACCCAGUUAUCUAUCACCUCUCAUCCUUGCGACGUUUCGUUGACGAUGCUACUCGAUACCCUACCGGCAUUGACACAUCUUUCCGUAACAUUUAACAACAGCGGCUACCAAAACCUGUCUAAUACCGAGGUGGGUCAACGCAAGAGGAGAAGGAGUAGUUUUGGUGUACUUUCUUCUGCGGCAACGCUCGACAACAACAACAACAACAGUAAUACCCACCUGGUUUAUUUGCAUCUGGACAAUGCUCUGAAUUUUGACACCCGAAUCCAACCAAUUCUCCACCGCUGUCCAGAACUCCAGUAUUUGCUGAUAACGUCCGACGUUAGCAGAUUCACUUUAUCCAAUCCGCCAUCGAACAACAUCCAUGUCGUUUUCAACCUUUGUCCACGUGUACAUCAUAUCAUUUUCAACGUUCACGUCGAUCCAGAGGAAAAAUUAGCGGAAAAGUGGCUAUUGCAAUCGCAAAAGAACCCCAAUAACAGCAAUGCUACAGUUGAUAAUGGCACCGAUAACGACAGGAAAAAGAAGAAAAUCAUAAUCGACCGACGACGACGACAACAGCAACAACUAGAACAGCAACAGCAGCCGGGCACCGUACGUCAACUUCUAUACCGUGGAGAAGAUCAAGAAGAACUGAACGCGAUAUUCCCAAUACUCGAAAAGUCACGACUCUGGUUGGAAGAUUUACAUCUCGAAAGCUGGGAGGCACGUUUAACGGGUUUCCUAGCCAUGGCUCAUGCCCACUUCUACUUUCCGCAACUAGUGUCAUUGGAAAUAUUUGGAAUUGAUAUGACUGGUCCGGAGUGGGUUCAGAUUCUCCAAAGCCAUCCGCAGAUCGAGAGUCUGGGAAUGGAGCUGUGGUUUGACGAAUUAGAAGAGCUCGAUAACGUUGUCGAGGCUAUCAGCACCUUAAAACGGUUACAGCGGAUUGACCUGUAUUGGACAAACAACUACUCAGGUUACCGAGGUACUUGCAGCAAACUUGACUUGCUUCACAACACGGAGCUGCAAAUUGUGAAUCUUUCUGGCAUACCCCUUUCGGAUCAAGGCUUGCUCCAUCAUUCCUCUCAUUUGUAAAAACCACGCAUUUUUAUAUUAAAUAAAUAAUAAUUGCUUAAAU
Zychaea mexicana is the source of this 1618-nucleotide messenger RNA. RefSeq lists its product as uncharacterized. Gene Ontology annotation, molecular function: protein binding. The transcript has 3 exons. NCBI's taxonomy places the organism in Eukaryota, Fungi, Mucoromycota, Mucoromycetes, Mucorales, Lichtheimiaceae. The record is from RefSeq and is a predicted model, not a curated record. Bases 61 to 1575 code for a protein of 504 amino acids.